This is a messenger RNA of Girardinichthys multiradiatus, 8660 nucleotides long. It is a transcript of the gene radil2b, whose product is annotated as ras-associating and dilute domain-containing protein. Bases 2507 to 6280 code for a protein of 1257 amino acids. Gene Ontology annotation, biological process: substrate adhesion-dependent cell spreading; neural crest cell migration; signal transduction. Gene Ontology annotation, molecular function: GTPase binding. The record is from RefSeq and is a predicted model, not a curated record. The transcript has 18 exons. NCBI's taxonomy places the organism in Eukaryota, Metazoa, Chordata, Actinopteri, Cyprinodontiformes, Goodeidae. Gene Ontology annotation, cellular component: microtubule.
ACCCACACAUGCACAUGGUGAAUCUGCAAACCCUUGCAUGUUCACCUGGCCGGGAGUCGGACCCAGGACCUUCUUGCUAGGCAAGGCAACAGUGCUACCAGCUGCACCACCUUGCAGGCCAAAGUAAGAAUUAAUUGUGAUUAAUUACAAGUGAUUUUAUUAAGGUGCACUGGAGGAUAAGGGGUAGUGUACAAAUGCACGACACACAUUUUAUUUGCAGUUAAACAUUAAACAACUUUAAUUUUGCUUUAAACUAAUUUGUCUUGGCCAAUCACAUAAAAUACCAAUAAAAUACCUUGUCUGUGUAGUUUAUUUAUAAGUUUAGGGUUUUAUCCUGACAAAAUGUGAAAAAGUUUAAAGGUAAUGAAUGUUUUUGCAAGGUACUGUGCAAGUAUAUUAAAGAGAGAUUGGAAAAUAUUUGCAUGUCUCCCUCUACAGUGUAUAACGCCACUGAACCAUUUAAGGAAUCUGAAGAAUGUUCAGGCUGGAACACUGACUGUACUGCAUCUAAAACCACAAUUCAUGAUUAAUUGAAUAAACCAUUUCACAUGGAUUAAUUUGGGAAACAUUAGUCAGGUAGAACAUUACAGAGGGGUACUUAACAGAUGCAUUUUGUUUUUUAAGAAUCAAGGCCAAAAACCAUGUUCCUCUUUGUCAGCUAAUUCAAAAGCUAGGAGUGGGGUCGGAUCAGAGAUUCUUCUGUAAAGUCCAGCCAAGAUUUUUAGAGAAAACUAUGCUGCCUUCAAGACCACGUACUGAAAUCAAAUAUCCCAUGUCUGAACUGCUCAACUGUUUUAUUAGCAGAGCGCGCCACCUGGUGGUUACACAGCAAUGACGGUGACACACAUUCUUCAUUAUUCCUGUGAGCUUAAAACAAAAACAGAUUUUAACAUUUGUAGCGGCGCAGUAAAUAUUAUCAGCACUUCCCGUGAUAUUAGCAUCAGGCAGGAAUUCAAUAUUUUAGUAUUAGACUUUUUUCAAGGUGGUUCACAGUUAGUUCGUUAAAUCAACUCUUUUUUUUUUUUUUUUUUGGUGAUUUUAACUGGCUACAAAUAGGCCGGAUUACUGCCUGAUCUGAGGACUCAUGGAGUAGGCUAAAAGCCUCAAAAAGCAACACACAUUUCCUUAAGAAAUUCAAGAACAGAUGAGAAACAAAGUCACUGAAAUAUUUCACCACAUUAACAACUCAUGCAGGUCACAAAAUAACCCAGAACAUCUAAAGCACUUCAGGACUCACUCAGUUCAUGUCAGUGAUCAUGAAACAACAAUAAGGAAGAGACUGUGGAAAAAAUAGCAUCCAUGGGAGAGUUCAAAGGCAAAAACCAGUGCUGAUCAAAAAGAACACGAAGGCUGGUUUCACAUUUGCCUAACAACAUCUUGACGAUCGCUAAAACUUUCUGGGAAAUAUUCUGUGGGCUGAUGAGACAAAACUAGAACGUUUUGGAAGGUGUACGUCCCAUUAUACAUAGAGUAAGACUGAUAAAGUCUUUUGUAAAAAGAACGUAAUACCAACAGUCAGACAUGGUGGUGACAGUGUGAUGGUCUUAGGGUGCUUUGGUACUUCAGGACCUAAGCACUUCACUGUAACUGAUAAAAUUAUGAAUUAUUCUCUCCAGCACAAAGUCCUGAAGGAGAAUGUCCAACCAUCCGUUUGUGAAUUUAAGCUCAAGUGCACUUACAGCAGUACACCUGCAAGUCCACCUCCAAAUGGUUCCAAAAAAACAAAAAACUGAAGAUUUUUGGUGACCUAACAACUAAACUAACAAGUCCAACUAAUUGAAAUCGGAUUGUGAUGCCGUGACCUAACAUUAAACUGUCUGUUCAUGCCUGGAAUCUCUCUGAUGUGGCUUAAUUAAAACAAUUCUGCAAAGAUGUAUAAGUCAAAAUUCUUCCAAGCCAUAGGAGUCGGAUGUGGCUUCCUGUGAUGAGUCAUUGUCUUGCAAGCAUAAGGUUGUGGGUAUGAUUCUCAGUUCCUGUCCCAUCAGAGGCUGAUGUCCCCUUGAAUAUAUUCAUAACAGUGACUUAAAGCAGUUAAACUGGUAAAUCUACUUGACCAUUAAGAUGUUGUAUUUUGAAAGUUGGUGUGUGCGGUGGGUCCAGCUGCUCAGUGGGACACAUCUGUAGUUCGGCUCCCUUAUCAGUUUGGAUCUGCGCCGCCUCGUCCAGUGCUGACGAGUAAGUCUGUUCUGAAACCAGCGAGGUGGAAUCUGCCCUCUCAGAUUCACUGCGGCGGUUAUGUUGUUAAACCUCCCCCUGGACUGAGCAGCUCCAACAGCUGGCUGAGAGGCGGGGAAACAUCUGCAUCAGCGCCUGUUCCGGAGCGCAGCAGCUGGAUGGCUCUGCGCUGCGGCUCUUCUGGAGGGAACAUCCCAGAAAUGAAGUGCGGCAGCUCCGGUGGGACAUGCCGAGAAGCAAUAACAGAAUAACAUCUGACUGCAGGAGUUUUUUAGCUGAGUAGGAAUCACCAAAAAAACUACAACAACAAACAAAUAACUUCCUGACGGGAAUGAAAGAGAUGAGAAAUUCCACUGAGGAGUUGCACUCUCUCCCUCCAAGACCACCGAGUUUCUCCAAAGCUCCAACAAAGAGACGGUUUGUCAGGCUGGGAAGGAAGAACAGUGAUGGUUCUCAGUCAGGAUUAUCCACUGGCAGUUCCUCCACCUGCAGGUUGGCCGAGGGCGCAGCCGUCAGACAGCUGAGUAAGAGUAGCAUCCGUCACCAAACCAACCGCCUCUCCGGGGUCUUCCAUCGCAGCCCCGUCCCUAACUCUGGCUCCAUGGCGCUGACAGCUGGUCUCCGGGCAUCACGGUCUGUCCAAGUCAGGAAGGGAAGCAUGGUCUAUGCAGAAGUCCUGCCAGAGGAUGACCCCUGCGAGCUGUCUAAUCAGAUAACCGCACCGGGAAUCCUGAAGAUCUUUGGGAAUGAAAUCUGUGAAGGUGCUCACUAUAAAAGCGUCCUGGCCACCAUGCACUCCAGCGCCAAGGAGCUCGUCAAGGAGGCCCUGGAUCGGUAUGGCCUAAGGAAGGAAGAGUCUGAGUCCUACGUGCUCUGUGACACCAUCGGCUCUAUUGACAAUCAUCAGUGGAGGACAGAAGGGUUCAGAGUUGUGGGUGACCACGAGAAACCUCUUCUCCUGCAGGCCCUAUGGAAACCCAGAGAAGGUUUGGCGAGACGUUUCGAAAUUCAGAGGAAAAGUUCAAUAGAGGAGAAGACAUCCAAAGAGAAGGACACCAUCACUGCUGGUAUCAAUGCCCAGGCCCGAAAGCUGCAGAAAAGUCGAUCCAGGGUUACCUCCACCCUUGUGAAGAGGACUAUGGGUCGGAGUCAGAAGCUCUGGAGGAGCAAAAGUGAGAUGGAUCUCUUGGAUGGUGAGGCUGAAAGUGACACAGAACAUGAUGCACGUACCAAGGAUCUUCCUGAGAGCCUCAGUCACUCCUCAGUUCACAACCACGAGUCCCCCAAAACAAGCCCCGAACAGAUUGGCAUUCACAGUGUGGUGGCUCCCUCUGAGGGGGACGGCAGGUCGGGGUCUAAAACAGAGGCGCUCUGUCUGUCGAGGCAGAGGGGUGAGCGGGAAGGAGAGGAGUCAGAGAGGGAGGAGACAGAGAGCAGCGACGAUAACACCACACAGUACUCCAUUCACCCUCCUCAUGACUGCCCAUACCUGCUGCUGCUACAGGGCUGGAGCCUAACACAGGACUUUGUCAUCUACUUGCUAGCGGCCCCGCACAUUCUUAUUGGCCAGCAAAGGGAUUAUGAAGACAAGUCACAUGUUGACAUCCUCCUCUUUGCUGAUGAUAUCCUUCCAAACCACUGCUUCUUUAACCGCCACAGCGUUGGCGGUCCCAUCAUGCUCUCGCCUUGCAAAAAUGCUGCUGUUACGAGGAAUGGUGAAGCUGUGAAAGAUGAUGUGCUGCUGAGCUCCAGUGAUGUUAUCGGGCUGGGAAAGCAUUACCUUUUCCUUUUCAGGGAUCCCUUAGCUUCAGUGCGAAAGGAAGUAAGUGGUGCUUCUCCUGAACCCAUAUUGUCUGUUGUUCCAUGGAUACUCUGUCUCAGCCCUCCUGCAGCACCAACCAUACACAGUACAGCAAUGAUCCACUGCAUUCCAAACUGCACAGACCUCUGGGGCUUGACCUGCAAGCAGUCUCAGAACAAAGUCCCUCCAUUUCUAACAUCACCCAGAGGCCACAUUCUGACUUUGAACUAUAAUGCUGAGCAUGAAGAUCGCAUUGUCAAGGAGAUCUUUGCUAUAGAAGUUGGCAGCAGCAUUGAUGGAGCCCCUCUGACAGUUUCCUUUCUGCUGAGCCUGUGUCUUCAGUACGCAUCAGCCCAUCUUCAUAAUUCAGAUCUCCGCAGACUCCUGCUGCUGAGUGCGAGUCACGUCCAAAGUGCCAUGUGGGAGUGGACCUCUAAGAUAGCUGCUGUUUAUCCUGGAGUUAAGGGUUUGAAUCCCAAAGACCUCGACGUACCCAGCCUGAAUGAGGUGAUUUCAGGAUUGCGCCCCCUGGUGGUGUGGAUGGCCAACAGCCUUGAGCUGCUGCAGUUCAUUCAACAUCAGCUGCCACUUAUUCUGGAGUGGAGAAACCGCAAGGAGAAGGGAUGGGGGGUGGAAGAAGACUGGGAAGAUGCUGAAAGCAAGGAAGUAGAGAACUUAGCGAUGCUGGAGCUCCAUCUGUCCCAUGUUCGUUCAGCCAGCGAGGAGACAAUGGCUGUUCUGGAAGAAGUCAUCUUGCUGGCCUUUCAGCAGUGUGUCUACUACAUCACUAAGUUCCUGUAUCCAGUCCUGCCGAGCAUUCUGGACUGCAAUCCUUUCAAGGAGAGUCCCGGAUACUGUAGUCAGAGCCUGGGUGGCGGUGGAAUACACAUCCCUGUGGAGAUCAGGCAGGUAGUGGAGGUUCUGAAUGAAAGCUGGAGGCUGCUUUUAGACUGCCAGGUCCACCCAGAGGUUUCCUCUCAGCUCGUUGGCUACCUCUUCUACUUCAUAAACGCUUCACUCUUCAACUCACUUAUGGAGAGAGGCUCAGAACCAGGCUUCUACCAGUGGUCCAGAGGUGUGCGAAUGCGAGCCAAUCUUGACCUGGUCCUGGACUGGGCCCACGUAGCAGGACUUGGAGAACUGGCCUUGGAGCACACACAAACUCUCUCGUCAGCUAUCAGCCUGCUGGCUACACCAAGAAAAAAUUUACUGCAGACGCCAUGGGCAGCCUUGCGCUCUGAGUACCCCGCCCUGAGUCCGGCCCAGCUGAACCACCUGCUGAGUUUGUACAGCCCCGUCUCAUCCUGUGCACAAAGAUGGGCUCCAUCAGCACAGGAUCAAGCAGGAGCUCACAUAACAGCUGAUGUCCUGGAAAGUUUUGACACCCAUCAUCCGCUGGAGCUUCCCAACGAAGGUUAUCAGCUUCAGCUCAGAAGACCAGUGACAGACCCAGCUCUAAGGGAACAGCUGCACAAACUCAAGGAAUUUAUUACCACACUGUCUGACUCCCGGAUUAAUGCUACAGAUGCUAGGAACCACCAGGUUGGAGCUGUUCAGAUGGAAGCUGCUCAAGAUGACAAGGACAACCUUCAAAGGGCCAGUUUAGAAGCCUGGAAUUCAUCACCAGAUGACCUGAUUUUACCUCAGGUGUUAUCUCCAUCCUCCUCCUGUCAGAAUGAGCUCAGCACCAGUGAUGCACAUAUGGUAGCUAAAAAGCUAACACAUCUGGAGCUGACAGAGACCAGUGAGUUGAAGAGGUCAGCUCUGGACCCUCCGUGUCUGUUCACCCCAUCUAAAACACCACAGAAAAUAGAGCUGAUGGAGGCUGACAGUGGAACAGUCCCCCCACCCUCCCAUGUGGACAGUGAAGGUGGCUUAGUAUCUGAAUGUCUGGCUGCACUGAAUACAGACCAUUUAAAAUCAGACUGCAGCAGUGUGAAAGGACUUGUGGAGCUAAAAGAGGAGGAAGAGGAGGCUGAAGAAGAGGAAGCAGAUCACAAUGAUGAGGUUUUCAGUUUGGAGCUGGAGCGAGAUGAAAGGGGACUUGGCCUUGUUCUGGUAGACACAAGGAACACAUCCAUGAAGGUGAAGGGCAUCUUUAUCCGUGCAGUUGUUCCAGACACUCCCGCAGCCAAGUGUAAGAAGCUGGAGCCUGGAGACAGGAUCCUGGCUGUCAAUGGAGUCAGUCUGCUUGGACUGGAUUAUGAGAGUGGAAAGGAGCUGAUCCAGUCAUCAGGCGCCAGACUGAGGUUUCUGCUGGCAAGAUCACACUUUAUGGCUGCAGCCUUACAGACUAAAUGCUGACUCUGCAGUUUUUAAGGGACUACUGAACCACCAUCAGAUCUACAUGAGACUGUGAGAGCUUGUUGAAAAAUUUAGGACUUGGACAGAAAUGCACUAGUAUGAGCUUUUGUUUUGGAUGUUCAAUGUAAACUAGCAGCUUUUGUGAUAGAAAUUAUUGUUUAUUAAUUGUUGUCUUUAGGCGAUACUGUUUUUACUAAAUAAGGAUUUAUCUUUUUUUGGAGUAGAAAAAGCUCUCACUAAAAAUUUUAAAAUAGAAGAAAAAUCCAACCUUUAAUUUGAGUGCACUUCCCACAGGAGACAAACAAAUAUCCACAAUAAGAAAUCAUUGUUUAUUUCAAAACACUUGUUGCCACACAUAUACACAGCUCUUGUGUCAAUACUUUGUACAACCCCUUUUUGCAAGUAAGACAGCACUUAGUUUUCAUCUAUGACAUUUCACAGGGUUGGAGCAUACAGAGAGAGGGAUCUCUAACCAUACAUCCUUACAUAAUCUCUCUGAAUCAUCCAGAGUACUGAUCCCUCUGUUAUGCUCUUUUCUUUUCAGCUCAGCCCAAAUGUUUUCUUUCGAACCCUUCUAAACACUUUUGUGUUGUAAGUCAACAGAGUAUAUUCCCUAAAGUCUCGGGGAUGAUUAAGAUAAUUUUUGGCAAAUGUGAGACAUGCCUUUAUGUUCUAUUUGGUCAGCCGAGGGUUUUCUUUUGCAACUCCACCAUGGAUGCCACUGUAGCCCAGUCUCUAUCUUUUUGUUGAAUCAUGAACUCUACCUUUACUGAGGCAAGUGAGGACUUCAGUGCUUUAGAUGUUGUUCUGGGUUCUUUGAUGACCUCAUGGAUGAGAUGUUGAUGGAGUAAUUUUGGUAGGCUGAAAACUUAUAGGAAAGGUUCUCACUGUACCAUUGGACCACAGGACAUUAUAUUUUUACAUGUAAUGGCAUAGAUAGACUUUUUCCUUUAAUAAAUUCAGUCAUCCAGGGGCUAUACCCACUUGUCAUUACCUCAGUGCUAUCUCCAGUGGUCAUUGGCCAAAAGGCAGGGUACACCCUGGACAGGCUGGUUUAUUACAGGACAACACAGAGACACACAGGACAAACAACCAGGCACACACAUGCUCAUACGUAAGGGAAAUUUAAAGAGACCAGUUAACCAACAGUUAUGUUUUUCAACUGUUGGAGGAAGCUGGAGUACCUGGAGAGACCCAACGCAUGCACGUGAAGAACAUGAAAACACCAUACAUAAAGACCAAAGGCUGGGAUUCAAACCCAGGACCUUCUUGCAGAGAGGCAACAGCGCUACCAACUGCACCACCAUAAAGCCCUAUAUAAAAUAAAAAUAAAAACAUCAUUUGAAAAUUGUUGGUGUUGUACAACCGCAAACCUGUGCAGGAAUUAAACAUAUAACACUGUGCAAGUUUGAUGUUAUAAACCCACGAUUGUAUCUCCGGUCACACUGGACAUUGGAAGAUAGCAGCCUUCACUGGGUCAUCAGUCGAUGCUUCUGUCGCACUGAAGAACCACAGACCACUGAAUCAAACUGGCCAGCAGAGAUUUCCUUACAAUUCUUUAUCAUUCAUUGAUUCAUUGAUUCAUUGAUUCAUUCAUUCAUCUUCUAUACAGCUUGAAUGAAUGAACAAUUCUUUAUUAGAUAGAUAAUCAUACAGUCAUAAACAUCGGAUUAAAAUGAUUUCUGUUAAAAUCGCUGUAGAUUUGACUAAACUCCAAACAUUUGCCAUUGUUAUGUGGGGACAGAAAACACUUUUUUCCAGGCAUGUCUCCCACAGAACUGGUUGCCAUGUAGAUGGUGACCAAUGACGGUAACGUAGACCCAAGGUGCCAAUAUUUGCUUCAGUUCUCUGAAAGUGAACUUUGGAGAUGUUUUUAUCCUCCUUACUGUCGUCCUUACUAUAAAACAAAAUGUGCAUCAUCGUGAGGCCUUGUGUUUCUAAGUCUUUUACUUUAAACAUUUUAAUCAGGUAUUUUUAAUUUGGUAAUCGUCAACAGAUAUUGUUCCUCUUUACAUACAUAAGGAGCAGCAACAGAGCAGAUCACCGCACCCUCCCCUGGUUUUUGACUUCAUCUAGUGGCUGUAAUUAACAAUGUAGCAUGAAGGGCCAAACAAACUUGCAUUUGUUUUCAUUUGAGACUGUGGUUGGAUGUUAUCUCAAUCAGCAGUUAUUCACACAGCUGUAAUCCAUGUAUUUUAUGCAGCUUUUGAUUUUUGAGAAACUGGUCAAAGCUGGAAUGAAAAAUUCUUAAUUAAAACACUUAUUUAAAAACAAAUUGUGUUUUGUCAGCCUUUAUCCUACAGCCUAUAUGAAUGUUGAUUUCAUAAAAUGUAAAAGUUUUUGUUUUCACAAACAGAAUAAAUGUUUCACAAGUAAUACA